Phacochoerus africanus (Common warthog) is the source of this 2182-nucleotide messenger RNA. It is a transcript of the gene CPLX3, whose product is annotated as complexin 3. NCBI's taxonomy places the organism in Eukaryota, Metazoa, Chordata, Mammalia, Artiodactyla, Suidae. Gene Ontology annotation, molecular function: syntaxin binding. The transcript has 3 exons. Gene Ontology annotation, cellular component: SNARE complex; terminal bouton. The coding region runs from base 803 to 1279 and encodes 158 amino acids. Gene Ontology annotation, biological process: synaptic vesicle exocytosis; neurotransmitter transport; regulation of neurotransmitter secretion. The record is from RefSeq and is a predicted model, not a curated record.
CUUUCAGAUAAUAGCUAGGAGUGAGGUCCAAACAGGCAAAGAGGCCAAGGGCUGGCUUGACUUCCAGAAGACAGUCCUUGAUACUCCACAGGCCCUGAGCUGUGUAUAAUUCUGUCCCCACAUUUAUUCAGAACAAAGAGUGGUCCAGGUGCCUUUCCUGGUCCUGCCCAGCCAGCAUCACCAGGAACAGCUAUUUCUCCCUGCUUCUUAUAGCUCCAGGGGUCAGCAGGGAAGGCGCACAAUUAAGAACUCUGAGAGGCAACCCAUGGAGCCGUAAUUGGGAUUCCCGCUCUGCUUCCCUUUCCCAGCUGCUGGAGCAGCGGGUCGAAGAGGAGGUUGGGGUAGGGCCCGGGGCUAUUCGCUAUUCGCAUCUCUCAGUGAAAUCCUGGCUAUUAGCGACCCGGGGGAGGAGGAACUAGGGGGAGAGUAGGAAAUAGGGUUCUGGGCGCGUAAAAGCGCAGCUCAUUCCCCCCGGAGAGCGAGCCCCCCACCCCCCACAUCGCGGCAGGCCCCAAUCCGCUGUGGCCAGCGGAGCUUGGCAUUGAAGGAGGGACGUGGGGGAGGCGGGAGUGAAGAGCGUGCACGUGGUCCAGCCUUCUCAGCCCCGUGCAUGCCCCCCGCCCCCUGUGAGGAGGGGUUUGGGGAGGUGGAGGCGGGCCCGGGCAGGGGCGGGCGGUGGGCGGUGCAGAACGUGGGGCGCCUGCCUGCGGCGGGAGCUGUCCCCGAGACCUAGUGCUGAAGUAGGCGCAGACGUGCCUGGGUGCCCGGCGCGUGGUACCCGGCGCCCGGGCCAGCGAAGACCAUGGCGUUCAUGGUGAAGACCAUGGUGGGCGGCCAGCUGAAGAACCUCACUGGGAGCCUAGGGGGCGGCGAGGACAAGGGGGACGGGGACAAGUCGGCCGCCGAAGCGCAGGGCAUGAGCCGAGAGGAGUAUGAAGAGUAUCAGAAGCAACUGGUGGAAGAGAAGAUGGAGCGGGAUGCACAGUUCACUCAGAGGAAGGCAGAACGGGCCACGCUGCGGAGCCACUUUCGAGACAAAUACCGGCUGCCCAAGAACGAGACAGAUGAGAGCCAGAUCCAGAUGGCAGGUGGAGAUGUGGAGCUGCCCCGGGAGCUGGCCAAGAUGAUUGAGGAGGACACAGAGGAGGAGGAGGAGAGGGCCUCGGUCCUUGGGCAGCUGGCCAGCCUCCCUGGCCUGGACCUUGGCUCACUCAAGGACAAGGCCCAGACCACACUGGGGGACCUCAAGCAAUCAGCUGAGAAGUGCCACGUCAUGUGACUACAUCCCCUGGGGUUGCCCACUGGGGUGACCAGAGGGCUGGGCCCACAUAAGCACUAAGAGCAUGUCUCACAUUCCAGGGUCCCAUAUCCCAUCUUGGCUUUUUUCCCUGCCUCACACCAGCCCCUUCUCAUCCAUGGCUCCAGUCUGCCUUCCACACUCUCUCUCUCCACUGGGAGAAAAGUCCCCAUUCCUUGCCCUACCCUUCAGGACCCGCCCUCCCUACUCUGCCUGGGGAAGCCUCCUAAGAUUGUAAGAAUAGGCCUGACCCUCUCUGGCCAUGGUCCAAAGUUUCUGCACACAGGAGCACCUGUAGAGGAAUACACAGAGGGACACAGAAACCCUGGAAGGUGUAGAGGCAUAUGCCACAGAUGCAUCCUGGCACACACAGACGCAAACACAGGCCAGCUCCUGAGUGCCUAUCCCCUCUAGACAUCAACACUCAGAUAUGCUUAGAGGGGGCUUUAGGCAGAUACCCUCAGCAGGCAGGAGGCCUAAAUACAAGUCUCCACAUUUAUUCUCCUCAAAACCCACUGCCCUUUCUGGGUCUCAUUUCAUCAUCUAUAAAAUGGGGAUGGACUGGGUGAUUUCUAAGACUUUCUAACUUGGCCCUCUCUGGCCCCUUGGAGUCAAACCCACACUCCUCCUUGGGCAAGGCAGAAGCUGCAGCCAUGGCCUCAAGUGGCUGCCACUGUGGGCUCUGGCUCUUGGAAGCUGAGCAAUGCUAUGUGAGGGGGCCUACUGCCAAGGAUGAAGCUGGCACUGAACAGUAGCCCAGGCAGCUCCAGGCCUUCUCUGGGCCUAGGGCCCAGCCAAUUUCUGUUCUGUUCCUGUAGUUCUCUCUCUGGAUUCCAUAGCUGGAUUUUCUCUCUCAACUCAGUGAAAAAUAAAAAUUCCAAAUGA